Messenger RNA from Nasonia vitripennis (jewel wasp), 4269 nucleotides. It is a transcript of the gene SNF4Agamma, whose product is annotated as dentin sialophosphoprotein. The coding region runs from base 770 to 4024 and encodes 1084 amino acids. The transcript is spliced from 19 exons. NCBI's taxonomy places the organism in Eukaryota, Metazoa, Arthropoda, Insecta, Hymenoptera, Pteromalidae. The record is from RefSeq and is a predicted model, not a curated record.
AUAAAAGUAUUAUCAUCUGCUACUACAAUCGUCGAUAUAGUAAAAAAAAAAUAUACUUGACUAGUUAUUUUAGCGCCUUAACGCGGUUUUACUGUUUUAGUUCUAAAUUUUUAAAUGCAGUUCUACAUGAGAUAUUUCUAAAUGUUCAAAUAAAAUUAUAUUAAGUAACAAAUAGCGAAUCCGUUAAUGUUUCUUGAAGGUUUAGUAAUAAGAUUUAAAAAAAUGUUUGGUUAGUGAGAUAAACUAGCAAAAUUAUGCAUGGAUUGCUAUAAAUUAUAAGCUAUUGGAUACUUUUCAUAUAACGUUUAAUAACCUAUUCAACUAAUAUAAAUGUAGAUUUAAGUUACACAAAGAAGUGUUGGACAAAGCUUACAUUAAAUGCUAUAAGUUAUUUACACCUGUUAAAAUACUUAUUCAUAUUUUACUAUAAUUGAAAAAUUUAAUGCAAUCUUCGAUGCCAACAAUCAAAAAUAUCUAAAAUUUUUAAGUACAUCUAAAAAUUUGGUGCUUAUAAAUUAUCAAAAUACUAAUAAUUUUUUAAGUUGUGACUCAAAAUUCUGUAAUAAGUAUAACAAUGAUUUGACGCAGAAAAUCAUAGUCUUAAAGCCGACUAAACUUUGGAAGUCAGUGUAAGCAAGGAAAUUUGCAGCUAAUAAUAAUAAUAAUAAUAGUAUGGUCAAACUAGCUGGAAUAAAAUAAAACUUAAGGCACCAGUAAUAUCGUUUAUAUUAGCUGGUCUAAAUAAGUAUAGCUUACAGUACAAUAAUAGAUGGACAAUCUACAAAAAGAAAAGGAUGAUUUAAACGAAAUAAAUGAUAAAAAUGUCUGUGCUGAAGCAAAAGUAUGUAUUAGUAACGUUAAAGUAGUGGACCAAAAUCAUUUAAAAGCUAAAAGAACCAAUAUGAUAGAAAAUGGCAAUGACGGCGAACAUAACUGUUCUAACGAUGAUGAUGAUCAUAGUCAAAGUUUGGAUAAAGAGGAAACAAAAGAUAAUGAUAAUUUGGUAACUUCACAAUCUAGUACUAGUUCUGAAGAAGAAUCAGAUUCAAGUACAGAUGAAAAGACUGAAUCUAAUCCAAGUACAAAUGAUCGAAUCAAUGUAGCUACCGUUGCUAAAACUAAAGAUCAAAAUAAACAUGACGAUACAACAGACGAUAGUGAUAUUGAAGAUGAUUUAAUCUCAGCAAUAAAUUACAAUACCAUUACAUCUUUGGCAGCACUGAAAGAUAUGCUUCAGUCCUCUGGAGAGGAAUCCGAAGGUGUUGAUAGCUUUUUUCAUCAUUAUUUUUUGUCUCAUGUCAAUCGGUUACCAUCACGAAAUCAAACUCAUAGCCCAUAUCCGUGGGGGCGACGGUUGUCAGAAUGUCGUGAAGAAGAUGAAUAUGAGAAUGAAGAAGGAAAAAAUAACGAUGAUUGCGUAACCAUUCCUGGAAAAAAUAAAGUAACAAGUAAAAAGAAAAUAAUACCAAAUGAAGAAUCCGAAAAAGGGAAUAUAAGUCGCGAUUUGGAAAGUUCGUCAUCUUCGGAAAAAUCAAGUUCUGAACACCUAGAUCUACAGUCUAGUUACAAUUCCAUAUCUGAGUCACCAUUAACUCCCUGUUCAUCUUCAAGGUUUACAAGCCAUAUUAUUACAUCACCGACAACAACAAAGCCACCUUUGCGUCGAAGAAAUACUACUGGUCCUGGAAUGGUUUUUUCAGCUACCGACCCACCUUCAUAUUCUAGUAGUAUGACAUUUUCUAAAAUAAGUCCAUUAGCCAGUCCUCAUCUAGAUAAAAGAUUUUUUGACUCUAGUCUUGUAGAAAUGAAAAGUCAAGCUAGCAGUACAAGCACAUUAGAUUAUGAUUCCACUGAAGAAGUCUGGAUACGCAGAAAUGAUUUUAUUCAAGAUAGAAAAAAAAUGGAAUCUGCUUCCCAACCAUUACCAACAAUAGUUACUGAAGAUAUUAAUAAUUCUUCAUUAUCAUUGCAAGAUCAGGAUCGUCGGCCAAGAGCAGGUACUUGGGGCUCCCAUUCAAGGCCUAUUUCAAAAGCAUCAUCCAACAGCACUACAACAGCGACUCUUAAAUUGGGCUCUCAAGCAGCAGAUAUGGGAAAAAAGUCCGUUGCUAUUCGAUUAGAAAAUAAUAGGAUCAAAAACCGUAGUAGUAGUGUUGAUCGCAGGAAAAGUACAACCAUAACCUUAGAUGAAACAACCAGUCCAUCAAAGAAGAGUGCCAUUUUAGACGCAUUCCGACCAAGGAGCAAAUCUGAUGUUAGUAAAUCAAAAAAACCAAGUAUUAUAACAAACAUGAAAAACGCUGUACAGCAUUCUAUAUAUAAAAGUUCAUAUGGUAGUUCUUCAUCGGACAUCAAUGCAGAAAAAGAUCAGAAAGAUGAUAGAGAUCAAAUUCGACCACGGUCAGGCUCAGAAAGCAGUCGAAAUCCCGUUAGUAAAGUGAUAAACCUGAUUAGACAUCGAAGCCAUAGCGCACUCAGCAGUGAGGAUAAAAGGAAAGCGAAAGUUCUCGCUCAUCAUCACUCGCACGUAGCAGCACAAAGUGCCCUGCGGAGGUGUUCAUUGGAUUCAAAUGCAAGACGAUUAUCUUUAGGCUCACCGGCUGUUCCGCAUAGGGCCUCAGAUGCUUAUUUGGAUCCCAUUCAUGCCGCUAUACUCUUCAGAGAUGCUAGAGGAGUUUGCAAUGCUCUUAACGAUUCAUCGAGUCAAAGAUGUUUUGUAUGUGAUGUCACUAUAGGAGAAUUCAACGAUAUUGAUAAUAUGAUUGAAAGAAAUAUAAAAUCAGACUCUCUUAAAUAUGGAUUUUCAAUCUUACAUGUAAACAUUCGGUUCAUGGAACUAGUCCUUCAUAUUUCUUAUCGUCUGGCAUUGGAAGUUCCGGUAUGGAGAUUACCUGUAGUGGAUCCAUUUUUAGAAAAAGUUUCGCUCUCCGAUCUUGAGGAAGAUGAAUCACAAAUAUUUGUUAAAUUUUUUAAGUUUCACAAAUGUUAUGAUCUUAUACCAACAAGUGCCAAGCUCGUAGUUUUUGAUACACACUUGCUUGUUAAAAAAGCGUUUUUUGCUCUUGUUUACAAUGGAGUUCGGGCUGCUCCACUGUGGGACAGCUCUCAACAGCAAUUCGUUGGAAUGCUAACUAUAACUGACUUCAUAAAAAUCUUGCAAAUGUAUUACACAAGUCCUUCAGUUACGAUGGACGAGCUUGAAGAACACGAACUGGAUACUUGGAGAAAGGUACUUAAGGAGCAAGUUCAUCCUUUAGUCAGUAUCGAGCCAGACGCAUCUUUGUAUGAUGCUAUUAAAACUUUAAUUAAUAACAGAAUUCAUCGUCUACCUGUGAUCGAUCCCGACACUGGCAAUGUAUUAUAUAUCUUAACACACAAAAGAAUACUUAGGUUUCUUUUUCUCUAUAUCCAUGAGUUGCCAACACCGACUUUUUCAAACAAAACACUAGAAGAACUGCGUAUAGGAACUUUUGAAAAUAUUGAAACAGCAACUGAAGAUACAAGCAUAAUUUUAGCUCUAAAAAAAUUCGUAGAGAGAAGAGUAUCAGCACUACCGAUCGUGGAUAACGACGGCAAACUAGUCAACAUAUAUUCGAAAUUUGAUGUUAUUAAUUUAGCAGCAGAAAAAACAUACAAUAAUUUGGACGUAACUCUAAGAGAAGCUAAUGAACAUCGUAACGAAUGGUUUGAAGGAGUACAAAGUUGUAAAUUAAGUGAGACUCUUUUCACAGUUAUGGAAAAAAUAGUUCGUGCUGAGGUACACCGCCUGGUCGUAGUAGACGAAGAAGACAAAGUCAUCGGAAUUAUUUCAUUAUCUGAUCUUCUCUACUUUUUGGUCCUAAAACCCUCAGAUCAAAAUUGCAAUAAAGGAAACACCAUAUCAUUACGCAAGAAAAAUUCGGAAGAGUCAAAAUCUCAACUAGAAUUAGAUAAGAAAUCAGAUGUGUUGUUAAGCUCAUCCGUGAAUUUACAAAUAUCUCUAGGACAAUCUGCACUAGUGGAUCAAUCAAAAGACUCUACAUGAAAAGGAGUUACUAUCACAAUACUAUAACUAUACAAUACUUGUGAUACAAUACUAUCACAGAAAGGGAAUAAAGAACUUGGAUAUAUUUUUCCAAGAUUGAUUGCUGAAUACGAGAUAAUUGCCGGAGAUUGCCUUAUAUGUUUUAGAUAUUUGAUGUUUAUGUUUUGUAAGCUCUGAUAUUAUAGUAUGAUAAUCUUUUAUUAUUAUGUAUAUUACCGUAAUAAUUACGAUUUCAAAAAAAAAAA